Messenger RNA from Camellia sinensis, 616 nucleotides. NCBI's taxonomy places the organism in Eukaryota, Viridiplantae, Streptophyta, Magnoliopsida, Ericales, Theaceae. The record is from RefSeq and is a predicted model, not a curated record.
AUGAAUCUCUCUUCCUGUGUGCUUACAGCUGUGGAUACUGCUGGAUGCCCUGAGAAGGAGAUUUUGAAUUGUAACCAGAUUGAUACUGAUGAUGGUGUGGGCUGUGAAGACGAAGAUGAGGAAGCGGCUGCAAUGAUUGCAGAAUCACAUUCAGGAGAUAAAGCUGCAAAUAGUAAUGAUUCAGACUGGAGCAUGGAUUGUUCUACAGUUCUAAGAGUUAAGACUUUACACAUCAGCUCUCCCAUUUUAGCAGCAAAAAGUCCAUUUUUCUAUAAGCUCUUCUCAAAUGGGAUGAGAGAGUCGGAACAACGACAUAUCACUUUACGAAUCAAUGCCUCUGGUAAUGAAGCUCAAGAACAGCUUUCCGAGGCAGAGAAGGAGAUACAGAGGCUACUGGAGAGAUGCGAUGGUGUUUCAAGCAACAGCCCGGCUUCAUUGUUCUCCAUGGAAACCAUGGAUCCACCUCCUUUUCUAGGGGAGUUUGGGAUGGAAGGGUUUGGAAAUAUUUUUUAUGUGCCAGAAAACAAUUACAAUCAUGGCAUGGAUUGGGUUAAUCUUAUAUGAUAUGUAAUUAAAGCAAUUCUAGUAUUAAUGUAGCUAGUGACCAUCUUAUGUA